Molecule: messenger RNA, 3927 nt
Organism: Hypoxylon trugodes
Lineage: Eukaryota; Fungi; Ascomycota; Sordariomycetes; Xylariales; Hypoxylaceae
Product: glycosyltransferase family 1 protein
Exons: 6
Coding region: 1-3927 (1308 amino acids)
Biological process (GO): carbohydrate metabolic process
Molecular function (GO): hexosyltransferase activity; UDP-glycosyltransferase activity
Source: RefSeq, a predicted model, not a curated record
AUGCCUGUCGAUACGGAACUUGCAGUUGACGAGGAAAUUCCCCCAGCAUACAGCGAAAACCUUGACCAAUUUUCUCUUCACCAGAAUGGGUUUGAUGCCGGCGCUGCUGUUACGGACGACGGUCGAGUCAACAUCAACAUAAACCAAACGAGUCCACAUCUAGCCGAUUUUAUCGCACCCGCUCUACGUAACCAGUUAAGAGAGAGCGAAACCGCGGUCGAAUCUACUCUCCCUCCUGCCUAUAUCCCUCCUAGUCUAGGUGGUCAACCGGGUCAGACCCCUCCGCCCCAGUUAAACGUCGUGAUACAGAUCGUGGGAUCUCGGGGUGAUGUACAACCAUUUGUCGCGCUCGGUCAAAUAUUGAAGAAAACAUACGGUCACCGAGUCAGAGUAGCAACGCAUGCGACAUUUCAGAAAUUCGUCGAAGAUAAUGGCCUAGAAUUCUUCAACAUCGGAGGCGAUCCCGCCGAACUCAUGGCCUUUAUGGUCAAGAACCCAGGAUUAAUGCCCGGUAUCGAUACGUUGAAAAGCGGUGAGAUCGCCAAGCGAAGAAAGGGAAUUGAAGAGAUCGUUCUUGGCUGCUGGAGAUCUGCUAUCGAGACUGGAGAUGGUCUUGGACCGGCGCCGCGCUUUGAUAAACGGCGCAACGACCAUGAAUCUGAGGAGAGUCCGGGUCCUUUAAGUGACCUCUCUGGCCACAAGCCAUUUGUCGCAGAUGCGAUUAUCGCAAACCCACCUAGUUUCGCGCAUAUACAUAUCGCGGAAAAACUAGGAGUACCUCUACACUUAAUGUUCACUAUGCCUUGGUCGCCGACAAGAGCGUUCCCACAACCGCUGGCGAAUAUUCAAUCCUCAAAUACAGAUCCGAUCACCACGAAUUACAUCUCAUAUGCAUUGGUUGAAAUGAUGACAUGGCAAGGACUUGGAGAUGUAAUCAAUCGGUUCCGUACAAAGAUUCUUGACCUUGAGCCUCUUUCUAUACUCUGGGCACCUGCCGUGCUGACUAGACUCCGGAUCCCUUACACAUACUGCUGGUCACCAGCUCUCAUCCCCAAGCCGAACGAUUGGGGUCAACAUAUUGACAUUGCUGGAUUUUAUUUCCUUAACUUGGCAUCAUCUUUCACUCCGGAGCCUGAAUUAGCCGCUUUUCUCGAGGCGGGCCCCCCUCCCGUUUACAUAGGAUUUGGAUCUAUUGUCGUGGAUGAUCCUAAUGGCUUAACCCGAAUGAUAUUUGACGCCGUAGCCGAGACGGGAGUGCGAGCACUUGUUUCUAAGGGAUGGGGCGGCUUAGGAGCGGAUUCGGUCGGUAUACCAGAGGGCGUCUUUAUGCUUGGCAAUGUUCCCCACGAUUGGCUAUUUCAGCAUGUUUCCGCCGUCUGCCAUCACGGAGGCGCUGGAACCACAGCGGCCGGAAUCAAUGCGGGUAAACCUACCAUUGUUGUUCCAUUCUUUGGAGAUCAACCUUUUUGGGGCGCUAUGGUUGCGAGGGCCGGUGCAGGUCCCGAACCUAUUCCGUACAAGAAACUCACUGCAGAGGGAUUAGCCGAAGCUAUCCGAACGGCGCUGAAACCAGAAACCCAAGAGCGAGCCUACGAAUUGGGAGAGAAAAUUCGGGAAGAAAAGGGUGCAGACGUUGGAGCUCAAUGCUUUCAUAAGCAUCUUGAUGUCGAUAGACUCCGAUGCGCUUUAGCUCCUAGCCGAGUUGCUGUAUGGCGUCUUCGCCGAACUCAGAUUCAUCUCAGCGCUCUUGCGGCAGCAACACUCGUUAAUAACGGGUAUCUAAGGUACUCGGAUUUGAAACUAUUCCGUGCCAAUGAAUACAGUACUGAGGACCACCCGACAGACCCCAUAUCAGCUUGUACGUCUGCUCUAGUGGGCGACUUUAGUACCAUCGCCAUGUCUGUGGCAGACCUUCCACGAGGCGUCUUCAAAGCAGCAAUAGGCCCGAAAUCAUCAAAGUCAACUGAAAAAGCUGACGAUGACACAACUACUAUUGUUUCAGCGGAGGUUAAUAACAGUACGCUUUCAGUGGAUCGUGUGAGUGCUGCCGACUCUACUACGACCUUGCCAAAUGCAGAUUUAGCUAGUAUACCCUCCCACCCUCUUGGUAUGAGGACCGAGAAUAGUAGUCUACCUAACCUAGCGCCUACUGCCUCGUUCCCAUCAGUUCGUUCAAGGUCUCCAUCCGAACCGCCUUCUACCCCUGGCCAUCAACGUAACAACUCAAUGCAAAGGGUAGGAGCAGCGUCACCGAACUUGAUGAGCAAUGACAAUAUUGAAAGGGCAAUCGGCGUCGGCAAGAGCGUCAACAAUAUCGUGGCUGCUGGAAUGAAGACACCCAUGAACUUCUGUCUGGGACUUGCGAGAGGUUUCAGAAAUGCGCCGACACUAUAUAACGACGAUACUGUCCGACCCGCAGAGAAAGUCACGGAUUUUGCCAGUGGUCUUAAGAUCGCUAGCAAGGAAUUCGGUCUUGGCUUCUACGAUGGGAUCACUGGGCUUGUGACCCAGCCUCUAAGAGGUGCAGAGAAGGAUGGUGGUGUCGGAGUGCUGAAGGGAUUCGGCAAGGGUAUUGGAGGGUUGGUGCUAAAACCCGCAGCAGCUAUAUGGUCUAUUCCAGCAUAUACCAUGCAGGGAGUCCAUGCCGAAAUACGGACAAUGUUUGCCCAGAGUGCCCAAAAAUACAUUAUCUCAUCCAGAGUUUCUCAAGGUCAAGAUGAUUUUACCAACGCAUCACCAGCGGAGCGUGAGGAUAUUGAAGUUCGCUGGCUUUCACAAAAGGAGCAAAUGAGAGGAUUUUAUACCUGGAAGCAGAAAGAGAAAGGAAAAUCUAGGGACGCGUCUCCCCGCAUGGUACCGGGCCACGGAAGUGUUAUAACUGAGCAGAUCCUUGGCAAUGAACCACCGAAGACAGGAUGGCUUCACACAAGGAAUAUGUCUCUCGACGAACGGAAGAGAUUGCAUGAACAGAAGAAAGCAUGGAAGAAAAGGAAAGCAGAAGCAGCGGCAACAGGUGGCACGUUUAUCGAGGAAGAACCCCUCUCCAACAUGGAUAGUACACGUGAACAACAGGAUGAGGAGUUCGAACGAGCUAUUCUGACCGCAGUGCGAGAAACUUCUAACGGUGAUGCUUCUGAAGAUGCGCGAAUUGAACAAGCGAUUCGCUCGAGCGUCAGGGCAUUACGAACUAGAUCUACAACGGUAGGAUCGUACAACUCGACUACGUCCUUCGCAUCCAGCGGACAAGAUUCCGGAUACAUGUCCGAUAUCAAGCGUCCGAUACCCGACCCCAUGGCCUCGCCGCCGGCACUACCUCCUCGCAUCCCCGAAGAUCUCAUGGAUAUCACGGACGAGGAGUACCAAGCGCUAAUCGAACAAGCCGUGCAAUUAAGUAUCGCGGACUCACAGCAUAGAGGUAUCCAAAUGCACGACCUCGAGGAAAGCGAAGAAGACGAGGACUUCAAGCGAGCACUCGAAAGAUCACAGACGGAGCGUAGUGCUGAUGAUGAAGAUGUGAAUUAUAAAAAGGCGCUACAAGCUUCGGAGGUUCAACAUAAAUCCCGAGAUUCAGAUGAGGAAGAGGAAUUAAGAAAAGCGAUUGAGGCUUCGCAAAAUGAACAGAAUAAGGAAGGGGCAGGGGAUGAUGAUGAGUUACGCCGCGCGAUUGAGGAGUCGGAACGUGCGCAUAAGGAGGAGUUGGCACGGGCGAAUAGUUUGAGGACGGAGGAGGAUAUUGUGCUGGAGUAUGUUAAGAAACAGAGUCUUGCGGAGGAGGAGUUUAGACGGAAGAGUAGGGUUAGGAGUAUGGGUGUGGGUGAAGAUGGGGAUGGGGAUGGGGAGGUGGAUGAGGAGUUGAGACGGGCGCUGGAGGAGAGUAUGGCGAGUCGACGGGAUGGUGGUGGGGGUGGGCCGUCGAGUUUUCGGUGA